Molecule: messenger RNA, 2095 nt
Organism: Mercenaria mercenaria
Lineage: Eukaryota; Metazoa; Mollusca; Bivalvia; Venerida; Veneridae
Exons: 2
Coding region: 45-968 (307 amino acids)
Source: RefSeq, a predicted model, not a curated record
UCGCUUUAAAGCAUAGUUGUUAGACUGAGGAGAGUUCCAGCACGAUGUAUUUGAGACCUUCAGAAAUAUUUUUCUCACAAGAUUCAAUUAAUAAUGUUUUUGAUAAAAAUUGUGGUCAUAGCUAUCAGCCGAUAGGCGAAACACUUGAUGCACUGUGCGAUGGAAGGUGCUCUGUUAGUAGCAUACCAACUAUAUCAGUUGUAAAACAGAACAAUAAAUGGUUCACAGCUGAUAAUAGGCGGCUUUGGGUUUUCCGGAACCUGGAGAGACUGGGAAAGUGUGAUGAAAUAUUUGUUAGAGAGGGCUCUUAUAUUCCUUCUUCCAAGUUUACCACAUAUAAUGGAGGCGAAUCAGUUAUUGUUCGCAAUGGCUCCCCAGGAGGAAUUUGGCAUCGAAGACCAAGUGUGAAAAAGCCAAGGCCUGCUCCUACUAUAGCCAUUAACAAAAUACCAGUAUCUGUCAACGAUAGUAAUAAGGAAAAUGUUGCAAAGAUAUAUACCAUUGAUGACAAUACCAUUGAUUCGCCAGACAGACGUCCAUUUCGGGAAGUGGGAAAUUUUGUUCCUAGCUAUAGCGUGAUGGAUGAAAAUAUCAGUACACAUCCUGAAUUUGAGAGUGACACAGAUUCCCUUUCUACAAGUUCUUCUUUAGGGCAAAGUAAAGAUCUUCAUAAUUAUGAAAACAGAGGAUAUCUUACAUCUUCGGUAAAUUCAGAUAAAUCAUCACCGCAGGAAACGCAAACGGAUCAAGGGGAGAGUUCAACAGUUAAUGUUUCGGAUGAAACCACUAUAGAAUUAGACAUUCCACCUUGUCAGAAUGCUGUUGAUGAAGACAAUAAUUUAACUGUGGUAGUGAACCCGAAAACGGCAUUGAUUGAUACUAAUAAGAAAUGUAGAAUACGAUGUAUCAUUAUAACCGCCAUAGUAGUUAUUCUACUUUUAGUGUCAAUUAUAUAUCUUGCUAUAUAAACUUAAACUGUUAUCUUUUAUUCCUUUCAGCAAAAUAUGUAGGUUUUUCAUUUAAAUUGUAUUAAGUAAAUACAGUGUUUCAAAUCUGAUCGUCUUUUAGAUUGAAUGUAACUUAUUUUGGGGUGAUUUGGUUCAACAGUCCUUCUUCCCUGCUAUUGUUUUAAUGCUUUACGUCGUAUAUCAGAUAUGCAGUCAUGAAUAACGCAAGUGAAUGAAUAUUUUGAAUUCGCCUGAGAUAUUUAUAUGUAAAUUAAAAGUAUGUUUGUAAAAUGCUAAAAAUCCAAUAGUCUGUCUGCAGCGACCUUACGAGUGCAAUGUCUUUAUCUAUCUUAUGAGUAAUAUAACUAAAAAUAGCACGAAUAACCAUUUUAUUUUUAUAUGUAGUGGAAAAAAAUAUUUUAUAUAUAACUCAAAAUGAAUUUCCGAAAAUAUUGAUUUACAUUACCUUUAGUUAGAUAACGUCUUAAGCUAAAUAUAGCUUUACCUGUAUAAGCUAAUAUUACGUAAGCACUUUUGUUUUUUACUUGUUGAAAAAAAGGUUGUAAUUUAAGAAGGUGUAAAUGUAGCUAGACACAAUGAGGUUUAUUGCUCAUUCAUACAUAAAUGCUGUUAUAAAAUGCACAUAGAUUUUAGGCAUUUAUUGUAAAUAAUAUUGUAAGUGAUUCUACUUUAUUUAAUUUACCUAUUAAAUGCCAUCACGUAUUAAAUUCUAACAUCCAGAGGUAAAGAAUAUCGAAUUGUGUUUGGCAUUUUUUUCUUCUUCAAAAAAGUAAAAUGUGUAAGGUGAAUUAAAUGAAAAUGAUUGUUUGUGUCAGAAAACAAUAUUUGAUUUUAAGGAACAAACUUUGUUUCAUUGACGAGUUUUAAUAUGAGAUUAAGUGUAAGCUAUGCACAUUUUUUGUGGUUUUACUAAGUAAUACGUCGUUUACGUCAAACGGUCAGCUAAGGAGGCAGUUCAUUGAACUGUGUUCAUAUAUGCUUUAAUUAACAUUUUUUCUUGUUUUGUUGACAUGUAUGUUUUUUCAGAGCGCCAUUGUUUGCUAAGCAAAAAUGACUGUGAUACAUUUUAUUUCAAUUAUUGUUUUGAAGUUAUAUCGUUAUGCUGAAAAAUAAAUUAUGAUUGUAAA